ACGCUGCCGCUCACCAAUCCGUGUGUGGUUUGGAUCCGGACUCUAUUUCCCCGAAGGCCUUGCGGCCUGAGGCGACCUGUCGGGUCCUCGGCGUCUUGGCGGCAGUUGGUGGAGCCGGAGCUUCGAGUCCGUCCCCGGUGCUGCCUGCACGUUUACCGGAGUCUCGCCCGGAGCUGUUCUCGGCAGCUCACCUCAUCCCAACCCUCUCCCCACAGAAAGGGCGCCAACCCGAGCCCUGCCCUGAUCAGGCGUCCACCGAAGUCGGCACGCCCCUCUGCGUCUCCCUGCGGCACAGCAAGGACCCUGUCCGGGCUGCCGUCGCCUCGUCGCUAUGGCGCCCACCAUCCAGACCCAGGCCCAGCGGGAGGAUGGCCACAGGCCCAAUUCCCACCGGACUCUGCCUGAGAGGUCUGGAGUGGUCUGCCGAGUCAAGUACUGCAAUAGCCUCCCUGAUAUCCCCUUCGACCCCAAGUUCAUCACCUACCCCUUCGACCAGAACAGGUUCGUCCAGUACAAAGCCACUUCCUUGGAGAAACAACAUAAACAUGACCUUUUGACUGAGCCGGACCUGGGAGUCACCAUUGACCUCAUCAAUCCUGACACCUACCGAAUUGACCCCAAUGUUCUUCUAGAUCCAGCUGAUGAGAAGCUUUUGGAGGAGGAGAUUCAGGCCCCCACCAGCUCCAAGAGAUCACAGCAGCAUGCGAAAGUGGUACCAUGGAUGCGUAAGACAGAGUACAUCUCUACUGAGUUCAACCGUUAUGGCAUCUCCAAUGAGAAGCCUGAGGUCAAGAUUGGAGUUUCUGUGAAGCAGCAGUUUACUGAGGAAGAAAUAUACAAAGACAGAGAUAGCCAGAUAACAGCCAUUGAGAAGACUUUUGAAGAUGCCCAGAAAUCAAUCUCCCAGCAUUAUAGCAAGCCCCGAGUGACACCAGUGGAAGUCAUGCCUGUUUUCCCAGACUUUAAGAUGUGGAUCAACCCAUGUGCUCAGGUAAUCUUCGACUCCGACCCAGCCCCCAAGGACACGAGUGGCGCAGCUGCAUUGGAGAUGAUGUCUCAGGCCAUGAUUAGGGGCAUGAUGGAUGAGGAAGGGAACCAGUUUGUGGCCUAUUUCCUGCCUGUGGAAGAGACGUUGAAGAAACGAAAGCGGGACCAGGAGGAGGAGAUGGACUAUGCACCAGAUGAUGUGUAUGACUACAAGAUUGCUCGGGAGUAUAACUGGAAUGUGAAAAACAAAGCCAGCAAGGGCUAUGAGGAAAACUACUUCUUCAUCUUCCGAGAGGGUGAUGGGGUUUACUACAACGAAUUGGAAACCAGAGUCCGUCUUAGUAAGCGCCGGGCCAAGGCCGGAGUUCAGUCGGGUACCAACGCCCUGCUUGUGGUCAAACACCGGGACAUGAAUGAGAAGGAAUUAGAAGCUCAGGAGGCACGGAAGGCCCAGCUGGAAAACCACGAACCCGAGGAAGAAGAGGAAGAGGAGAUGGAGACAGAAGAGAAAGAAGCUGGGGGCUCAGAUGAAGAACGUGAGAAGGGCAGCAGCAGUGAGAAGGAAGGCAGCGAGGACGAGCGCUCAGGCAGUGAGAGUGAUCGGGAGGAGGGUGACAGGGAUGAGGCCAGUGACAAGAGUGGCAGCGGUGAGGACGAGAGCAGUGAGGAUGAGGCCCGGGCUGCCCGGGACAAAGAAGAGAUCUUCGGCAGUGAUGCUGAUUCAGAGGAUGAUGCUGACUCUGACGACGAGGACAGAGAACGAGCGCAAGGUGGCAGUGACAAUGAUUCAGACAGUGGCAGCGAUGGUGGUGGCCAGCGGAGCCGGAGUCGCAGCCGCAGUGCCAGUCCCUUCCCCAGUGGCAGCGAACACUCAGCCCAGGAGGAUGGCAGUGAAGCUGUAGCUUCUGAUUCCAGUGAAGCUGACAGCGACAGUGACUGAGUCCAAGGCUUUCAGGGCUGGUGCAGAUGCUGUUAUUGAGCAGGAAGGCACUUUUCUAGUGGUUUGUGAGCCCUUCACUCUGUUCAUCCCCACCCCAAACCUUUGCUGUUAAUAAAGCCAGCUUCUCUUUA
Molecule: messenger RNA, 2058 nt
Organism: Lemur catta (Ring-tailed lemur)
Lineage: Eukaryota; Metazoa; Chordata; Mammalia; Primates; Lemuridae
Gene: PAF1
Product: PAF1 homolog, Paf1/RNA polymerase II complex component
Exons: 14
Coding region: 332-1927 (531 amino acids)
Biological process (GO): transcription elongation by RNA polymerase II
Cellular component (GO): Cdc73/Paf1 complex
Molecular function (GO): chromatin binding; RNA polymerase II complex binding
Source: RefSeq, a predicted model, not a curated record